GCUCCUGUCUGCAGUCCCCCAGCCCACCUCUCCCCAGCCGCCCACCACCCCGACCUGGGUGCCAUGCAGCUGCCACCCUUUGACAUGUGGAAGGACUACUUCAACCUGAGCCAGGUGGUGUUGGGACUGAUCCAGAAUCGUCGACAAGGGCCAGAGGGCCUGGGGACCGGGGAGUCAAGACCUGAGCCCCCACUGGAGCAGGACCAGGGCCUGGGAGAGCGGGGGGCCAGCGGGGGGCUGGCCACCCUGUGCAACUUUUGCAAACACAAUGGGGAAUCUCGCCACGUGUACUCCUCGCACCAGCUGAAGACACCGGAGGGCGUGGUGGUGUGUCCCAUCCUACGACACUAUGUGUGUCCCCUGUGCGGGGCCACCGGUGACCAGGCUCACACACUCAAGUACUGCCCGCUCAACGGCGGCCAGCAGUCUCUCUAUCGCCGCAGUGGGCGCAAUUCGGCCGGCCGCAAGGUCAAGCGCUGAGGACCGCGAGGUGCCCACCCCUGCACCCCCAGCGUCUGGGCUCAGUCCUAC
Phacochoerus africanus (Common warthog) is the source of this 531-nucleotide messenger RNA. RefSeq names its product nanos C2HC-type zinc finger 2 (gene NANOS2). NCBI's taxonomy places the organism in Eukaryota, Metazoa, Chordata, Mammalia, Artiodactyla, Suidae. The coding region runs from base 64 to 480 and encodes 138 amino acids. Gene Ontology annotation, biological process: oogenesis; negative regulation of translation. The record is from RefSeq and is a predicted model, not a curated record. Gene Ontology annotation, cellular component: perinuclear region of cytoplasm. Gene Ontology annotation, molecular function: zinc ion binding; mRNA binding. The transcript has a single exon.